UAGUCCUAAUAUUUACUAUUACUUAACAAAUGAGAUUAAUGUGCUCGGAUCGAACCUUCUCUCAUGACUCUGGAAGUUGCGAAUGUCCAUUCCAAUCAGCUGGAAAUUUGUUUCCUGAACCAGAGAUUACGAGUUGCAAUUUUCAUGUUAAUCAACGACGUGGAAGAAAAACGAAGAAAGACAUUGUCAUCUAACAAUGUAUCCAGAGUACGAUAUAUUAUCUUAGAAAUAUUGGAUAAUGGUUGGCUGUCUAUUCAGAAAAUACUGUCUGAAAAACUAGAGUUUCGUCGAUUAUUUGACUUUCUGGACCAGUUGGUUGAUAAAAAGACCAGAUGCCAUCAGACAUGUGGAAUUACAGUGGAAGGCCCCAUCACAUCGAAAACGCCUCUGAGGGGUGGAAGAAAGUUAUCUACUAAUAUCAAAAGCUCAGCCAAAUGUUUACUCAUUAAUAAAAACCUUCAAGAAGGUUGAUUAAUUUCGAAUUUGGAUGGAAAAAGAAUAAAGAAGACUGCAAUUCAUACUGAUGAGGCGACUGUAAAGAUUCCAAAUUGAUGGCACCGUGAAAUCGUUUCUAACUUGUGUGACCCACACACGGAAAUUACACUGUAGAAGGAAACAUCACCACCAUUGGAAAUUAUAUAAAUAUUGAAAAGUAGUUUAAUGCACGUCGUACUCAUUGGAAAGCUUGUAAACAACUUUAAUGAUGGACGAAAUGAGACCACUUCCUCACGGUUUUCCUGGGAAACGACACACCGACAGCUAAAUACCUGUUGCAAUUUGUGGAACAUUCGGUAAUGAAGACCGGUAGGGCUACCUUAAAGGUCAUGCCUCUUCUAGGGCACCAGCACGGCACUCCUAUUGAGAGAGACUCUAUGAAGAAAAACCUGUGUGGGUGGACAGCAAACGGAAAACCGGUGCAGAAGACACAAAUGACAAGCAGCCACGUCCGCUCAUUUGCCCUCUGUCUGCAGACCACUGCACGCUGUGUGGUCGAACCACUGUCCUCCCGAAUGAGAGCCCAGAGUGUCUCACCGCCGCGCCCUGCAUAUCCAGGCCACUACUUGCAUUUCACGCACGUUUCUCUGUCGGAUACAUGGCGCAAACACGUACGAAGAUUGUGUCUCCAAAAUAUGCUGAAGGUGAUCGGGACCAUGGCUAUCUGUCUACUAAUAAUUCAGACACGAUCCCGCUCAGUAUCUUGGCAAAUUUGUGAUUAUCUAGAAAACCGUUUGAGUGAAAGGCUCUGCGGAAGCUCAGUGUAAACUACUGUCGCAUUGCGAGUGUCACAAUAAAGUAGAAUACUACACCACUGAUCUCAGGAUACAUUAAAGAUUUAUAAGACAAUGACGUCUGUUUCUUAGAUGAGGAACAUGUCGAUGCUCGAAGACCGUAUGGAACUGUAAACGGCUUUACAGUUUUUACCACUUCGUUUGACAUGCAGCAGCACUUGGAUGUAGGAAAAUGCGGUAACAAUACCUGUAAACAACAGUAAAACGUCGUUCAUUAUGCGAUUACAACGCCAGUGUCCAAAGUUUUGAGCCUAUAACACUGAGUGCAUACUUGGAAUGGGGAGGGGAAAAAAACAAAAAACCACAAAGCGAUAUAAAACGGAAACAAAUGUACAACUAAGGAGGGAUGGGGAAGGAAGACUUGGGUUGGUCGGGUGGCUUCCAGAAGCCUGCAGUGUACGUGUUGGCCUGCGACCCUGCGCUGACCUCCGGCGCUAUGCUCUGUACAGCACUGCCUCGGCGUCUCCAUCCACGUCGGGCUGCCGUGACAGAAGCCUUGGGACGAAUUCUUAGGCGCUCUCCUGGCACCGUAACGGUCCGGAAGACGUCUUUCGCUGGUGGAAUGGAGAUGCUCAUUCGGCACGACGCCGUUCUCGCGAAACCCACUUGUCUGAAUUUACGAAACCAGUUUACACUGUAGGGUGUGGAACUAUUUCACUGACUCCGUCGUUUGCCCCUCAUACGACCAGGAGAGUCAAGAGUGAUGUCGGAGCUGUGAUAGAGCUUACUUUGGUUUAACCAUGACGUAUCUGUCACCUAAUAACUAUACGAACGUUCUGUGGGGCAAAGAUGCUAUAUAAACACGUCCACGCCAAAAGGAGAUACAAAUAUAUAUUUGUGGGAAAGUUCCACAACACACGUUCUGGAAAUGGAGGUAACGAGUUUAAUUCCUAAACUGCUCAACCUGGAAAUACCUGGGUACACCAUAGCUUGCAACAUUCGGAUAAAAUGGCGACGUGAUUUAUGAUUGUAUUAUGCAGCAUUCUUUACAAUGUAGGUGGCCGCUGCAUCUUUUUCUGAAGAAAGAAGAUGCAGAUAUCGAUCUGUUCAAAGGAGAGUUAAAGAUACCAAUGAAUUUAGACUCUUACAGUGGUUCAAAACUGUUCAAAUGGCUCUGAGGACCAUGGGACUUAACAUCAGAGGUCAUCAGUCCAAUAGAACCUAGAACUACUUAAACCUAACUAAGCUAAGGACAUCACACACAUCGAUGCCCGAGGCGGGAUUCUAACCUGCGACCGUAGCAUGCGCGCGGUUCCGGAUGGAAGCGACUAGAACCGCUCGGCCACCAUGGCCGGUCAAGUUUAAUCGUGCCUACCCUGAGAAAUUCACCGAGGAAACUGAUUUCUGCAUUACAUGUACAUUGCUUCUGAUCAGGUGUCAUGGAUCUGAGGAACCUGAGAUAAGGAGGAAGAAAAUUUUUCUCAGAGGUGCCACGAGCUUGGAUUUAAAUAUAAGUCCUGUAACUUUAGUGCUGAAAGAAGUUUGUUGUUUUGCCAUUUUUUUGCUAUGACAUAAAUAAACCAUCUUUUGACUGAGAGCGAUAACAUUUUUAGAAGGUGAAAGCAGUCUAUCGUAGCACCGCGCUGGUAGUUAAAAACCUUAGGUGAUCACGAAGCAGUACGGACCCUUGUCAUUUGAAGGAAACUGGUGACGUUGCAAUUGAUUUAGGGUGUACAACACUUUAACAGCUGUUGUUUCAUACAGGUAUGCAUGCGCCUCGUACAAGUGUUGAGGGUGCAGUGUGAGGGCUGCUCAGUGGUACUGUGUUUCAGGACCACCCACCAUGUCGGCAGUUACGGAGGUUCAGAACACCACAACCGAGGCCCUGGCCGCCCUGGUAGACGGGGGUGAAGACGCCCUGGUGACAUUAGUGGCGGGCGAGACGAGGGUGGCGGCUCACAGGGCCGUGUUGGCAGCCGCGAGCCCCGUGUUCGCAGCGAUGUUCGCGCACGACAUGCUGGAGGCCAGCUGCGGCCAGGUGAGCAUCAACGACGUGGAGGGGCCGGUGCUGAGGCUCCUGGUCGCCUACGCGUAUACCCUGCAGGCCCCCCAGCUGCCCGACACGGCCCCCCAGCUGCUGGCGGCGGCCGAGAAGUACGGCUUGUCGGCCCUGAAGGCUGCCUGCGAGCGGCAGCUGAUGUCGCAGUUGGCCGUCGAGACCGCAGCGGCGACGGCCGUCACGGCAGUGAGGCACUCGUGCCCGGACGCCACCAGGGCUGCCGUCGCCUUCAUAAAGGACCACCUGCAGGUGAUGGCCACGCGGGGCUGGGCGGACGCUGUGCUCGAGUACCCGCAAGAAGUCAUUGAAGUCAGCAGAAUGCUCGGUGAGCCACCAGCAGAAGCCAGCUCGCCGACCGCCACAGGGGGCGGGUCCACCCCCAACUCUGACCGUCAACCCCACAGCGGCCACAGCCGGACUCCUGCUGCAGCUGCGCCUCCCACAUCUGCCCGACACACCCCUCCACCCGAUGACGCAGCCGUCUCUCGCUUCCGGAGCCUUUCUGGGGCAGAACGAAGCAGGAAACUGAGAGAGGCGGCUAAGAAAGGGGCGGUGGAGGAGGUGCGGCUAUUACUGGCGGCUGGGGCGGACGUGGGGGGAAGGGACGUGGACGGAGAGACCGCCCUGCACUGGGCUGCACUGAGAGGCCACGCGGCUGUGGUGCGGCUGCUGCUCUCUGCGGCGUCCGACCCCGACGCCAGGGAUCAGUGGUGGCGGACGCCGCUGCACUGGGCGGCACGGAAUGGCCACGCAGAAGCGGCGGCUGCGUUGCUGCAGGCCGGAGCCGACAGGGGGAAGACGGAUGAAGAUGCGGACACCCCCCUGGACUACGCCAGGCAGCAAAACCAACACCAUCUCGUAGAGAUGCUAACACAGCGUUAAUACGUACCACUAGAGGAAA
This is a messenger RNA of Schistocerca americana (American grasshopper), 4189 nucleotides long. Its product is annotated as TD and POZ domain-containing protein 1-like. Gene Ontology annotation, molecular function: ubiquitin protein ligase binding. Gene Ontology annotation, biological process: proteasome-mediated ubiquitin-dependent protein catabolic process; regulation of proteolysis. The transcript is spliced from 3 exons. Gene Ontology annotation, cellular component: cytoplasm. NCBI's taxonomy places the organism in Eukaryota, Metazoa, Arthropoda, Insecta, Orthoptera, Acrididae. Bases 3073 to 4170 code for a protein of 365 amino acids. The record is from RefSeq and is a predicted model, not a curated record.